This is a messenger RNA of Erpetoichthys calabaricus (reedfish), 14231 nucleotides long. It is a transcript of the gene bahcc1b, whose product is annotated as BAH domain and coiled-coil containing 1b. The record is from RefSeq and is a predicted model, not a curated record. Gene Ontology annotation, molecular function: chromatin binding. NCBI's taxonomy places the organism in Eukaryota, Metazoa, Chordata, Cladistia, Polypteriformes, Polypteridae.
GUGGCUGUUUGGAGGACCGAGCGGCAGGUCCACAGCCUCUGUGCAGCAGCACAGCUGCACAAUGGAUCAUGUUAUACUCGUCUCUCUGUUAAAACACUUAUUGGUAUGCAAGGAAUAACCUACCAAAACACAUAAAAUGACGACAGGCGAAUUUUUGGACUGUAAGCGACAGCAGUUUGCCGCAGAGAAGACGCGUUCAAUUCUUUAACAGGAUUAUAUCUUUUUAUUUUUUCAUCGUUGUGUUUGAUUCAUCAGUCCCCUGCUCGCCCAUUUUCCAUCCCGCGUCUGCCUUAUUAUAGGCUGUUUUUUUAUUUAUUUAUUUUUUAUUGUAUUGCUAUUCCCUGGGAUAUAUCCUCUACGUUUCAAUGGAAGGCCGGGAUUUCGCUCCGCCGCCUCACCUCCUGUCGGAGCGGGGAGCGCUUGUCCAUCGAGCUGCCUCUCGAAUCGCAGCGGCUGGUCACAGCUCCGUGCAGCACCCCGGACACUUUCAGCCAGGGAAAUACUAUCCGCCUCCUAUACCAAUGGCCCCACACUCAGGUAGUGGACUAAUGGGUAAUUCUUCAGCCUCCUUCAUGGGAACCUUCCUGGCCAGCAGUCUUGGAUCACCUACUGCCCACCCACCACACCCAUCAGGCUCUGCUUCUUCCCCUUCUGACCCUGCCUUCCGUGGGGGACCACAUACUGGGACAUCACAGAUUUGGUUCCCCCAUUCACAUGAUGCAGCGGCAGGGUAUCCUCGGUUUUCAGGGAGUCUGCCCUCCACGUUCCUUCCCAUGAGCCACUUGGACCAUCAUAGCAACAGCAGUGUUUUGUAUGGGCAGCACCGCUUCUACGAGACACAGAAAGAUAACUUCUAUCUGAGAAGCCUGCCUUCCCAACCAGCUCUCCUGUCUGCUAACCCUGGUUUUCCUACCAUCUCCAGAACAGCACCAGGUCACCCAUUAGGCUCUUGCAGCCGGGAAAGGGAUUCUGGAGGAGGAGGAGGAGGAGGAGGUGGUGGUGCACUGCAUAAAAGUUUGAAGGAAGGUAGUGAUCGGGGAUUAGUUAUGGGCUCCAAGGAAAAGGAGCGUACCAGCAAGCAAGAGGCUAAAGACAGACACCACCAUCACCACCACCACCACCAUCAUCAUCAUCAGACACAACAGACAACACUGGAAGAAGAUGGCAGUCGAGCACUGGAACGUCAGAAAGCCAGUUUAAGUAUUGAGACUGGGAAUUGUAAGGAGGACCCCCUUGGCCGGGGAAAACAACUCAGUGCCUGUUUGAUGGGUGCUAAGAUGGUCAAUGGUGAUUCUGGUGGUGGCAAGGUGCCGCUGUCCAGCUGUGGUGGAGGUAUUCAGAGCAGACAGCUGGGAAACGCCAUUGGUCCGCUGUACAAAAGAAAUCGGUUAGCAGCAGUAGCAGUGAGGUAAGGGGGAACAGGGCUGCCACAGGACUGCCUUGAAAGCCGUCAAAUGCUCCAUCAUUCAGUCUCCUACAGCGUUCCUCCUCCCUUGACCUUAAGCUCAGGGGCAGGAGCUGGUGCUGCUGGGACCUUCCCCUGCCUUCAGUUGCACUCCAGUCACCACCACCAUCACCCUGAAUUCUACUGCCCACCUCCACUGCCCACCCCUUGCACUCAAGACAAGGGGCCCACCCCCGGGAGAGAGCUAAAAGUCAUUGGGCCCACCUUUGUGCCUUCUGUUGGACACUCGGGGGACAAACACUGUGGGCCCUUCCAGCUUGGCAGCAUGGAUUGCCGGGGAGGAGGUACUGGUACCAAAGACAGGACUUUGGAUAAAAAUAACAGUGGUAACAACAAUGGCCCAUCUAACAGUUGUCAGAGAAAGCAGCAACAGCAUCCACCUUACGGGAAGGCAGAUAAAGCUCCAGAUUGGCUUCAGAGUCAACACCAGCACUUACAGCACCAGCAACGCCCUCAAGGAACUCGAUCCCGCAGUCUGGAAUGCAUUAGUAAUGCUGAAUUAGAUUUAUUCAGGCCUUCGCUACCCCAGGGGGCAAAGGAUAACCAUACUGGGAACCACACAGGAAACACUUCAGGAAAAAAGCAUCCCAUACAUCAGCACCCCACCCUUCCGGGACCUGCACUGGAAGUGUUGUCUUCUUCCAACAAAGGUGGCCACCAGCAGGGAGGCACCAAUGGUAGUGGAUGCACUUUAGAGCGGGGUGGGCAAAAAGUGGCCCGAAUCAGGCACCAGCAACACAGGCCUGUGACUGAGGCAGGAGGUGACCUGACUCCAGGCAACAAUGGGCAGGACAUAAAGCGAAAACUGGAGCUGACAUCUAUGGGAUACAGCAGUAGUGCACCACAGCAUCUACCCCCCUGGGCCGUCCGUGGACACCAGAACCAGGCAGAGGAUGAGCAGCAGAGGAAAGCCUACCUGGAUCCUUUCAAUAGGCAGCAGAAUCAGCCAAAUGGUCAGCCAGGGAUGUCACAGAGCGGUCAUUCAGAGAUGCAAGGCACACAGGGUGAGUCAUCUGCCAUGAAGAGCUUAAUCAAGUACAGCAGCCAGCACCAGCCUCUGCUGCUAUCUCAGAAGAGUCCCUUUGGAGGAUUAGGCAACCUUAAGGCUUCAGCAGUAAUGGGAACACUGCGCCUUACAAGAAGCAAAGCAGCCAUUGCCCCACGGAAAGCACUAUCUAAUGAGCCUGAGCGACCAGACUGCAGCGGGCGAAGUCGUGACACAGCUGAGAGUCACCAUGGCGAAGGGGAGGUGCGGCAGCCACCUGUAGGCAUUGCUGUGGCAGUGGCUAGGCAAAGAGAGCACAGAGCAGACCCCCUGACACCCCACUCCGGGCACAGUCGGCAGGGCAGAGUGAUGCCAUCCAUGAAAGGGAUUCCUCGUCCCAUCUUCCCUUUGGAUGCAGAGAAUGAAGAGGAGAGAAAAAGACUUCCUGAUGAUCAGCUAGGACUCUCCUGCCUUGACCGAGAAAGGGAUUUCUUUGUCAGGGAGAACAAAGAGAGAGUUGAAUUUGCCAGAAUCCAUCCCUCCAGCAACUGUCAUGGAGACCUUACUCCACAUCUUAUGGUGCCAGGAGGGGCUUCUCUGCAAAGCAGCCAGUUGGGAGCUGAACCAGCAGCACACACCCAUCCUGCCCACCACCACUGGAUACAACGGACAGGAAGUCCCUCCUUGUGGAUGACAGGUCACACUUAUGGAAUUAGCCAUGCAGCUCUUCACCAGAAUCUACCACCUGGUUUCUCAACAGCAAUGUCUAGUCCCCUACAACCUGUCCUGCCACUUCCCCAAGACCCAUCUGCUCAACUGGUUGUGUUGCCAACAGAACCCCCCUCCCACUCUGCUAAGCAUCAUCUGGAUGUCAUGGAGCAGCCAUCCCUCUGGCCUCCGAUGUAUGGAACCCGUGGCCCUGGCUCUCACAUGCAACACCCCGCACAACUUCCCACCAUGUACUCCCGCUCACAGUUUUUGCGCCAGCAAGAAUUAUAUGCUCUACAGCAGCAUCAACAACAGCAGCAGCAGCAGCAGCAACAGCAGAGGGCUGCACAAAAUGCAGACUUACAACAGCGGCAGAGUCACCUGCAGCCCCUCCGGAAACAAGAGGAAACAUCCUUGGAACUUGAAGAGCUGCUGUCAGAGAGAAGUCUGAAACACACAAAGCCAUUCAGUUUUUCCACCACCAAAAAUAUGCCAUCGCCAGGAGGUUGUGGCAACAGGCUUUCCCCCUGUUGCCCUUCGCCCUCCCUGCGGCCCCAUGCCAAAAGUAAUCCAUGUACACCUUGCCCCAUGCCAAAUCCCAGUCCUGCUACAGCACCCCGCUCUCCAGCUCUCAGUCCAACUCCAUCACAUUCCUCCAAGGGGAAAGAGACACAGGAAAAGAGACCUGAGGGACAGCCACCACAGGAUUACCCACAGUCCCUCGAACCAGACCUUCCACCAGGCUACACAUAUCCGGAAGUUGCCAUGAGUUACAGAAGUAGUAUGUCACCUCAAGAUAUCCGUGCAGCAGAACCUGAUGAAUUGGAGGCAAUGCAGGCAGAGCCUGAUGAACCUGUUCCCCAGUCCAUAGGUUCAGCAGAAGAUGAACUAAUAAAUGAGAAGGCUGAUUCAUCGAGAAUAUCAGAGGAAGUAGUUGGACCCAAAACCACUGAACUUGGGCAGGUAGAAGUAGUAGGUAGCAGUGACUGUUGUGAUCCAUCAGAAAUGGACUCAAGUGGACUAUUUCACUGCCCUAGACCUGAAAAAGAUACCUCUAGUUUACCAUCUCCCAUUCCUGCUACUCCCACCUAUCAUUCCCAAGGACCAAUGGAGGUGGAAGACUCAGUAUGCAAACAGGAAUUUAGUCUUCAAGACAGCAGACAGGAAGAGGAACAUGUAAGGAACAUACUGGAUGAAGAAGACAGAGAGAAUUACCAUCCUUGCACAAGUCCAUGCUCAGUAGGUGAUAAAAAGGAGACCUCUGAUCUGGAGUCGGGGAGAAAAACCCCUACGCCACAAUCUGGGGAUUUCUGCAGGAGUCCUUUAUCACAGGAGGAUGAGCCCAAUCAUAGCAUUUCAGGAAGUGGGCCAGACAAGGCAGUAAUUGUAAAUUGGCAGACUGUCCCAAGCACAGGCUUGGAUCUGUUGAUUGCAGCCACACUCUAUGGUGAAGGAGAUACUCCGUUGCUGACACCACCACAUUCCUCCAAUGCCAACAACCCAUCAGUAAGUUUGUGUUGUCACCCCAGCCAUGGAAUAGCUUUGCUCAGUGCACUAGUGGAUCUGGAGCUGCAGCAGAGGAAGAGUGAGGCAGAAAAUGAAGGAGCGAUGCUGAACUUUGAUCUUCAGAACCUGGCCACCUUGGCAGCAGCUCGGUCUCUUGAGCUAAAUCCAGGAGAGGACAACAGUCUUCGAGCAUGGAAACGGUGUCCAAUCCGCCGAGCUUUCAACCUACGGAAAAAAUGUACUUGGACUCCUCGUCUGGAACCGGUCUGUCCAGUAAAGGCUGCGAUUGAAGGAAUGGAUGGACAAGAGGUGGCCAUGAGGAUGAGGCUUGCAGAUCUACAGCGCCAGUACAAAGAGAAACAGAAGGAGCUGGCCAAACUGCAAAGGAGGCACGACCAUGAGAAGGAGGAGACAUCUCGUAGUCCUGCUCGACGUGGACCUGGGAGGCCCAGAAAACGGAAGUCUACAUCUGGAAGUACUAGCACCCCAACAGCAGCAGGAGAUAUGCCCUUAAAAGUCAAGUCAAUGGAGACUGGCCUAGGUUUGCUCUGUGACGAGCUACAGGAAGGAAUUAGUGUAAAGAGGAAGAAAAAGGCCAUUUCUGAUCAAGGAUUAGAGUGCUUCAGUGGCCCAAAGGUGAAGGCCCGCUGCAAGCAGAGUGGAACACAGAGGGCACUGAAUUCCAAAUUGGCCAGGAAGGUUUCGCAGCUCAAGCAAAAGGCUAAAGUAAAUCGUUGUGGCAAAGGAGAAGGUCCCUUUCGGCGAAAAGCGCUUCAGCCCCCUAGCACCUUACCUACAAAGAUAUCUCAGGGUCAGGGUAUUUCCCGAGGGGAACAGAGGCCAGCAGUGGAAAUGGAGAUUCAGCCAGGUAGCAGGAGCAGAGCUGAAACAGCACUAAGCACAGACAGUGCAGGUUCUGAUAAUUUAUCAGGAAGAAUGAUGUUUGGAAAAAAGAUGAGCGAGAGGAAAUUUAGUCCAUCCUUGAGAAGAUCCUCCACUGGGCGAAUAACAACUCAGAAAGCCUCCAUCAAGAGCCUAAGCCUUCCAGCAGUAAGUGGAAAAUCUAAACAAGACGUAGUCACUGGGAAGGAGACCUCACAGUCAGAGAGCACCUCUUCAGAUCAAGAAGGAGAGGAUGAAGGCAGUUGUAACAGUGACCAAGGAGAUGACAUUGGUGGCCUAACUUCCAGAUCACCGGCCCUCGGCUCAGCCCUACUUGACCCCUCUCCUUCAUCUGUUGUGAAACUUGAGGCCAAUCAGAAAGCAAAGAAAAAGAAGGAGAGACAAGGGCUUUUAGGAACAUUGGAUGGAGAAGGUGAAGUCAAAGUUAGAAAGCGCACACCUGCAAGGAUGGAGGCGGGAAAGAGGAGGAAUGAUAAUAAAUUACGGGAAACAGAAAAACGUACAAAAUCAUUCAGGACACAACAAAAGUGGUCAGAAACAAACUCCAGAGGCUGUCACCGGGCUACUAGCAGGUUGCACUGCACUAGCACUGCAAGUGAGAGGCUGAAGAGGGCAACAAGGAAGUGCAAAGGAUCCAGCAAGCUAAAGAAAAGCAAUGAACCUGAAAGAUGCAUUUCCCCUCAGCUGUUGGAUUUCAGUGGCAACCAGGUCAAGAAGGUCAACAAAGUCAGGAACAAACAGCCAAAGGGCCGAGCAGUGAGUAGAUUGUUGGAAAGCUUUGCAGCAGAUGAAGAUUUUAAGAUCAAUGAAGAUAGUAGCUUCUCUGAAGAGGAUGAGCAUCUUUCUCUGAGCUCAGUCCACCAUCCCAAGAACACAACAGUGAUACCAAGCUGUACACUCACAAAGGAAGCCCUGGUGGAUGGCCUAAAAGUUCUCAUCCCCAAAGAAGAUGACUUACUGUAUACAGCAGUAGUGCGUACACUGCAGCUCCCUGACAUCUACAACAUUGUUAUUGAAGGGGAAAGAGGUAAUCGUCCCAGAAUCUACUCAUUGGAACAACUACUACAGGAGGCGGUACUUGACAUUCGUCCAGAGUCUGAACAGAUGCUGACAGCGGGGACAAGGGUAUGUGCUUACUGGAGUGAAAGGUCACGCUGCUUGUACCCUGGCUAUGUUCGUAAAGGAGGUCCUGGAGAUGAGGAGAAGGGGGUUGGUGUCAUGGUAGAAUUUGAUGAUGGAGAUAGUGGGCGCAUAUCUUUAUCCAACAUUCGUUUGCUUCCUCCAGACUACCAGAUUCAAUGCACAGAGCCAUCUCCUGCCCUGCUUAUUGCAAAUGGAACACGGCGAUGCCGAAAGCCCGCUACAGAAAAACCUAUGCAUAAUGAUGCUCGCCAGGCAAUGGUCUCAGAGAGUCAGGAAAGCACAGACACGCAAAAGACCCAAGAGCUAAAAUGUGUCAACAAAGCCAAGACAGGCAAAGUGAAAAACACAGGUUUGGGAUCUAAGACAACAGUAGCAGGAAGCAUCUCUAGAAGUAGCAGUGUUUUGCUUAGCUGGCCAGAUGUUCUUCUUUCUAAAAAGAAAACACCACACAAGGUGGGCUUAGGACUUCCAAAUUUAUUCCAACUUAAUGGAAAUCCACGGAAACUGUCCAAGGGUAAAGAGAUUGGCUCAUUCCCUUUGCAUACGCUUACUCAGCCUUCCUCGGCUCCAGCUAAGACAAUGUUUAGCAAUUCAUUCGAAGUUGACAGCUUCAGCAGCAUUGCUAAUGGCUACUCUAGUUUUGGCAGUCAGGCUGGGACACCUUUAAGUUCCCGUAACAACACACAAUCCCGGGCUAAGAGUGGACAGAAAACUAAAAAAUCUGGUGGAGGAGCAGAGUUUCUUGUCAAGCUGGACCAUGAAGGUGUGACCUCACCAAAGACCAAGAAUGGCAAAGCACUUCUCCUUUUGGAGUCUGCAGGCACAAGUGGUAGAGUACAGAAGGGUUUUACAGCCAAAGCAGAUAUGGAUGCUUCACCUGUAGCAUAUACUCAUCCCAUACUUCUAGUGAAGGACAAUAAAAAGAGUGGCGAUGGAAGGGCGGACCUCUUUUUAAAAGGAGCAGGUACAUUGCGUAAACCUCCCCCGCCUACUCCUACACUUGGGCUUAGUGAAUACAGCGAGUUUGGAAUGAACUGUGAUAGCGAUUGUCAGAGCUCCUACUCAGAUAUGUAUGAAGAAGAUGAAGACAAUAAUGAUGUGAGAGCAGGGGACCUGAGGAAUGCUGGCCGCUUCCUAUCACGACUGUCUGUAUCAUCCACUUCUUCUGUUUCAUCCAGUUCCUCUAGUUCUGGUUCACUCUCAAGUUCUAGUCUCUGCUCAUCAGAAAAUGAUUCUUCAUACAGUUCAGAGGAUGAAGAAGAAUCAACUCUUCUCCUUCAGUCUUGCCUCUCAUCUCACCCUACUGUUCCAGCUGCUCUUCUGUCACAUCCAGAGCCUUCCUCUGGAGCAAAUACAGCCACACAAAGGUCAUUUGUAGCAAAGGCCAUGGCAGUUACUGGCACCAAAAACACGUCCAAGCAACUCAGAAAGAAAGACACCCUUGGUACUGCCCCAAAGACAGUAAAGGAGGUAACAAAAAGACAAAGGCUGCCCUCUGUAGACAACAGGCCCAAAAUCUCUGCCUUCUUACCAGCACGUCAGCUCUGGAGGUGGUCUGGAAACCCUACCCAGAGGAGAGGCAUGAAAGGGAAGGCCCGCAAGCUUUUCUACAAAGCCAUUGUACGGGGUAAAGAGACUGUGUGCGUUGGUGAUUGUGCCGUCUUCCUGUCUGCUGGCCGGCCACAUCUCCCCUAUAUUGGUCGCAUUGAAAGCUUCUGGGAAACAUGGGCAAGCAACAUGGUGGUCAAGGUCAAGUGGUUCUAUCAUCCUGAGGAGACAAAACUGGGUAAAAGACAUAGAGAUGGCAAGCAUGCUUUAUACCAGUCAUGCCAUGAAGAUGAGAAUGAUGUGCAGACCAUAUCUCACAAGUGCCAGGUGUUAAGUAGAGACGAGUAUGAAUGCCUGAGCAGAAAUAGAAGGCAUCAGAACAGCCAGGACACAUAUUAUCUUGCUGGUACAUAUGAUCCCACAACCGGGCAGCUAGUUACAGCUGAAGGAGUGUCUAUUCUAUGAGCCAGCAGAGGUUCUUCCAAAUUUACAAAGUGGUUGCUACAGGUUGUUUCUGGGAUUUAAAGAGGAUAUCCAGUAUGUGUUACAAGGAAGCCAAUUAGCUGCAAAGAAGCAGAUGAUUCCUCAUUUCAAGCCAACCAAACCAUUCUGUCAAGGAAAGAGCAAAAUGUUCUGAGGAGGAAACACAUUAUGGGAUAUGAUGUAUACCUGUAUUUCACCUCCUGCCAUCCUGCUGCUUUUCUGCACUUUUUUGUCUUUCAGGGACAACUUUCAAGGCUACUAGUAUCUGCAAUCCACAUUGUCCUGUUGCAAAACAACCAGGCCAUAGGCGAUUCAGUGACUAGACUGAUGGCAAUUAGCCAUGCUCUAUUUCUACUAUUUUGCUUUCUAGCCGAGGCAACCAAUCUGCACUUUAAUAGUGGCUACUCAAGACUGGAUUUCUAGAAUUAACUAGUACACUAAUCCAUACCCCAUGGGUAGACCUGGGUACCUGGGCUGAAGCACUGUGGCCACAGUAGACAGCUCUUACUUAUAAAUGCACCAUACAAGUGGUCAGGUGAAAAGAAGUGUUCUCGGAGAAAAACAAAAAGCUUUUGUGGAUCAACAAAAACCUAUGCGUACAAGACAUCUUUUAUAUGAAUCAAUUCACUUUCUUAAAAAUGAAUCAUAAAAAGACUUUUUCCCCAAGCAGGGAACAAUGAGCAACCAAAACUCAGGCAUUGAGUUUCCAGUUCAUCAUCUCCCCCUUCUUCAUACCAGUUGGGAUUUACAAUGCUUCAUUCCAUGCAAUUUCUCUUUUUUAUUCUUUUUAGAAUCAGACAUGCAGCACUUGAACUCUGCACUUGAUGUGCUCCUUGAACAGGUUAAAAAAAAAAGUAUACAGACACUACAACAUUUUCAUGGUUUAGUAAAGCAAGACAUCGCCUCCAUAAUUUUGUUUUUUUUUAUAGUGUCAAAAAUAUCUUUGUGAAGUCAAGUUGCAAGUUAGCAAGUGGCCAGAGAACACAAGUCCCCAAGCUGAAAAUUCAACUAACUCGCCAGGAAAACUGGAAGAUGAAAUAUAAUUUAAAAAAAUGGCAGCCAAAAUAAUAAGAGGAGAGUCAUUUUCUUUCAAAAUGUACUGUUAAAAAAAAGUGUUUUACAAGCAACAGGUAGGGUUAUAAACAUGACAUGUACAGCUGGCUAAUUCUGAGACAAAGCUCAGCAGCCUUUAUAGGAACUCAGCAGCAUAAUGAUCGGUUGAUUUAAAAAAAAAAAAAAUAGUGGGGGGAUGAAAGGAAGUAAAAAAAAAUGCAGGGAUCAUUUUUAUCAAACAAAACGUGGGAAACACAGUUGGCAAAAGGUGUAUGGUAUUUUUAUUUCAGUUACAGACAUGCUCAACAGCCGCAUCACUAACAGCACAUUAUCUGAACUCACAGUUUUAAGUUCAUAACCAACAAUCCAUGUCAGUAAAUUUUGGAACUUAAAUGAGUAGUAGGAUGCAUGUUCAUAAGGCAAAAAAAAAAAAAAAAAUGGGAGUUUCAGGUAGUGCUGUGUUUACUUUUGAUGCUUUCUUUUUUGCUUUCCUGUGAACAAAGCAGAAAUUCACCACACAAAUAUAAAUUCAGAAAUAUUUAUUGACCUCACUUUAUUCUUUCCAGGGAUUUAUUUAUACAUUUCUUUUCCUUUUUAACUUAAAAGGAACAAUUCUCCAGCAAAGCCAUAUGUUUCAGUACCUCUGCUUGCUUUCUGAAGCAGGCAUAAUUUGUAUGUUGGUGAGCCUACUUGGGCUGAAUGGUCAGUGUUUUUUUUUUUUUUGUUUUUUUUUGCUGCUGUGUGUGUUUAGAAAAGAGCAGACACACAGAUACACACACACACACAAACACACACACUGGGGAGAAAAACAAGCAAGCACUGUAUCUCCCAAGUUGUGAAAUGAUGUAAAUAAGAAAUUUUAAAUGAUGGCUACAGACGACUUUGCUCAGAGGUGACUAACUCAUACCAAUACCUUGUGGUUUUGGGCGAGUUAGAAAGCCUCUCACGUUGAAAAGUUGGGCUACAUUUAUUUAUUUUCUUCUAAUUUUAAUGAAUCAGAUGUAUUUUCUGGGGACACAUCCAGCCUUCUGCUAUGGAAUAAGUGCAGGGAAUUAAAAUUGUGUAUGUAUUUGGUGAAUGGGUAUAGUGGGAUUUUGCUGAAAGCAGGGUGUGUUCAGUUGAGGCGUAUCUCACAGUAAGUGUGUUUCUACUAUAAAAAAAAAAAAAAAAAGAAAAUUAACAAAUGGGUCAAAUUGUUUUAUUUAUUUAUUUUUUUAAUAUAUAAAUGGGGGUGGACUAUAGAAAGGUUGCUUGUUCUUUGCUGUAAAUACAGGAAAACGUGCCGCAUCGCAAACCAAAGUACCUUGAAAAGGUGAUUUUUCUUUUUGUUUUUCUAGAAAAUGUAUUAGAAAAAAUAAAAAAAUAAUAAGGAAUCCAAUCACAAUUCUUGUACCGGGACCCUGCAAUGCAAUUAUCUGACUAGAACUUUUUUGACUCAUUAAUGGAGUGUGAACAUGCUGUGCACAUGCACUCUUCACACUUAAGGCACCUUUAUUAUAAAUGUUUCUUGUGAUGGACAAUCAGAUUAUCUUCUGUUUUAAUUCAAAGGUUUUUCUGUCGCUUGGUUUGCCAAAAGCAAUUUUUUGCCAUUUGUUGUUGUUUAUGUUAAAGGUAAUAUAUCUGGGAUUAUCUGCACUGUGUAUUAACUUCAUCAGCACUUUUUCACUCAUGUGCUUAAAUAUUCCCAAAUUAUUUUAAUUGGCUGUACUCAAGAAUGGGCAUAUAGCAAACAUGAGAGUUAGGUGCCUAGUGCGGCCAGUGUUAGAGUUAAGGUGAGUGGUGGAUAGCUGAUCUGUUUGACCUCAAUCACACAUCUAGCAUUAAUUCCUUAAAAAAAUGCAGUUGGACAGCAACAGCUGUUUCUGUGUAGCCAACUGGAUCCGACGUACUGUGCCAUUUGACCAGCUCUGAUCUGAAGCUGGUUAGGGUGUUGGCUCUUCUCUUGGUCACACAGAUCAGCUUUACAAAGGCACAGGCUUCUCUUGCCUAUCAUGUCCUGGAACAAGUAACCUGAUAAACCAAAGAAAUUGAGCACCUCUGCUUUGAAAACAGUAUAUACAAACAGAGAUUCUUGGAGAAUGUGGAAUAUUUUGCUAUUGUGAGUUUUUGAUCAGUCACUCAGAAAGGUGAUUUGGAAAGUAGUCCCCUUCUAACUAGUCAUAUGUGCUCUGAGAUUGUAUUUUAGACAAGUCUUGUCCAGUUUGCUUAAAGAUAGUAUUUAUUUAACUAAACUCCUUUGUAUACAGAUAAAUGCAGAUGCUUACAUGGGUCUUAGUCUAGUUAUCAUGUCCAGUGCUUCUCGUGUGUUCACUAAAGAACUGUCAUAACUAUUGAUGAUUAACAGAUUUCAUUCUGCUUUAGCAUCAAACAUUAGUCCCCUUUAACCAAUUUUAUAUUAGCCAAAAAUUACAGUAAGUGCUCAGUAUGUCACUAUUACUCAGCCUAAACUGUUGGGUUUUAAAUUGUCCAACAGUAUGAGAGUAAGUGUAAUAUUAUACUUUAUACAGUACAAGGGUGUACCAAUAAAAUGUCAGCAUACUUUACUUACCUACUUAGUCAUCAUACUUGGCUACUGACAUGUAUACUGUGUGGCUAAAAGUCUGUGGACACCUGCGAUCACACCUAUAUGAGCUUGUUGGACAUUCCAUUACAAAGCCAUGGGUAUUACUAUUCCACUGCUCCAGUGUCCAAUGUUGGUGUGCUUUACACCACUCCAUCCAAUGCCUGGCAUUGCACAUAGUGAUCUUGAGCUUUGGAGCACUUGCUUGGUCAUUUUAUGAAGCUCCCAAUGCACAGUUCUUGUGCAGAUGUUGCUUCUAGAGACAGUUUGUAACUGAGUAAUACAACAGAACAGCGUUUUUCUUUUUUCCACUCUGCACUUUAGCACUUGGUAGCCACGCUCUGCGAGUUUGUGAGUUCUACCACUUUGUGGCUGAGCUGUUGUUGCUCCUUGACGCUUCCACUUCACAAUAAUAGCACUUAAAGUUGACUGGGGCAGGUCUAGCAGAGCAGAAAACAAAAACAUACCAACUUGUGGGAAAGAUGGCAUCCUAGAACAGUACCAAUUUUAAGGUCACUGAUCUCUCCAAUAUGGUCAGUUCUACUGCCAGUGUCUGUCAGUGGAGACUGACUGGCAAUGUGCUCGAUUUAAUGCACCUUUUGACAGUGGAGACGGCAGAAAUACAUUAACUUAAUAAAUUUGAGGGGUGUCGACAUACUUUUGGCCAUUUGGUGUACUUUUGGAUAAUAUAGCAUAAGAGAGUGUAUGUGUAGUUGCAUAGUGUCAGAGAAAAAAAAAUCUUAUUCUAAUAUAUAUGUAAAUAACAGAAAGGUUUAACAUUAUCUUCACAUUUAAUUGAAACUUCCCUAUGAUGAAGUACAACAAAUUAGCUUUAUUGUACCAUAGUAUGUAGCAAUAGGUUGCCAAGAAAAUUGUUCAAAAUGUGGUAGAUUUUGUUUUAAUUAGUGGGAAACCAUUUUCUAAAAUGUCCAUAUUUAAGAAAUGUUAGGUUUGUAAGCAUCUAUAUUUAUUGGUGAAAAAUAUGCUAAUACAUAGUACUUACAGUAUAAUAGUGUACCAUUUAAAGGUUUACAUGUGUGUCAUCGAGUCUUGAAGUUAAGUGAAUGCUAGAUGGAUGGUGCUUGAGCCUAAAUAAAUAAAAUUAAAAAAAAUGCACAAAGGGAAAUGUUCUAGGUUGUGCCACAGCUCCACCACUUACAUUAGCUGGUUUUGUGUUCACUUGGCCACAGUGGGUACUGAUAUUUGCAGACCCAGAUGUGACUUACUAGACUCUUGAUCAAAGAAUAAACAACACAUGCAAAUACAAAGAACACAAGUGAAUCACCUACUAUAAAACAGUGUACAAGUAUACAGAUACAUAGAUAAAAAUAUGAAAAUAAGGUUUUUGCCUAAAUAUUCAUGACCAUAUCUAACUUUUAUGCAUGUGCCUACUGGCAAACUCACACGAAUAUGGCUAAUGAAACCAAGAUACACCGUUUAGAAAUCACUACAUACUGUAUAACAUGGUGCUUUAAUUGUGAGACAAAAAAACUAAAAAAAAAAAAAACUACAUGUCAGUUGAAAUUCCAUUGCCUUUGCUUCCCCAUGCACAAAACACUUAUUCAUGGCUGGUUCUUUACUUUCUUCUUUUAGGAAGAAAGAAAGAAAAUGCCUUAGAGCUUGGGAAGUCAGAGAAAGUCUUCUAGGCCCAGUGACGGCAUAGUUGUGAAAUGGGCAUCUCUGACCAAGGCAUAGGUGCAAUACUACUAAAGGUUCUAUUGCAUUAUGGGUCCAUAAGGGCAGAAAAACUGCUUUUUCUUUUUUUUCUUUUUUGAGGAAAUGACUGAUGCAACAUGGGAAUGGGCAAGGAGGAUGCAGGACCAUCCAUCCUUUAGCUCAAAUUAUUUAAAUCCACAGUUGUUUUAAAUAAUUAAAAA